Molecule: messenger RNA, 2324 nt
Organism: Lathyrus oleraceus (garden pea)
Lineage: Eukaryota; Viridiplantae; Streptophyta; Magnoliopsida; Fabales; Fabaceae
Product: LEAF RUST 10 DISEASE-RESISTANCE LOCUS RECEPTOR-LIKE PROTEIN KINASE-like 1.1
Exons: 4
Coding region: 96-2144 (682 amino acids)
Biological process (GO): protein phosphorylation
Molecular function (GO): ATP binding; protein kinase activity
Source: RefSeq, a predicted model, not a curated record
CCGCCCCUAGUUAUAAGAAACAGUUUCAUAAGACUUGUGUUACAUGCUAAAUCUCCAAGUCAAGUCCGUGUCAUCCGGCUUCAAACGAUAUAUUUAUGUGUAGCAAGUUAACAAUUGUGAAACAUAAUUCAAUGGCUUUAGUUUAUGCAGUAGUACAUCACAGGUUCAUUUUGUUCUCUCAUUCAACUCUGCUGCUACUGUUACUUAUCUUAACUAGCAAAGGGGAAGGACACGGUGAGGAUUGCCCAGACUCAUUUGAUUGUGGAUAUCUUCGGUCUAUUCGCUACCCUUUUACCAAGGUUGGAUUCCCAAACUGUGGUGCAUUGCCAAUUCAAGGUUGUGAUGAUGUUAACAAAACUGGAAUCAAGACCAUCCAGUUAACCAAAGGAGGAACACAUUUUCAAGUUAGAAAUAUUGACUCAUUCAAGGGUAACACAAUUUCCAUUAUUGACCAGAAUUUUAUCAAGCUUUUGAGGACAAAUGCUUGUGAAGUCUUCACCUAUGUUAAUAUUAUCCUCCCUCCUCCUUCUCCUUUAGGAACUUUUUAUGUCAAUGACAACAUAACCGCUUUCAAAUGCAACCGGACAGAAAAAUUAGUCACCAACCCUCCAAACAAUUUCUUCAAAAACAGUUCUUGUCCGAACUAUGAUUUUUAUUUCGGUGGUUCAACAUCCGAUGAUGAGCCUAAUAACUCUUUCCCGUUGUGUUCGCCGUUUCAUCUUCCUGUCAUUGGAUUAGGCUUUGCACUUUCUGGAAAUCCAUUUCCAUUCUUAGCUCAAGAUAUUACCUUUAAGUUUAAACCUUCCGAUGAGUGUGAACGGUGUCACCGUGAUAAGAAAGGUCCUUGUCAUGCUCGCAACAACGGACAAAUUUAUUGUGCAAGUAAGCGUAGAAGUUCAUAUUGGAAGCUACCAUUGGUUUUAGGAGUCGGUGUAGGACCAUGGAUCAUAGUUGGAUUGUUCCUCACGCUAAGGUACUUCAAACGGAAAUAUGACUCUGCACACCUCCAACUCCAACCAAGCAACAGCGCCUAUGUUGAUCCUCAUCCAAAUGGUGAAUUGGAGUCGAACAAACUCUUCUUUGGUAUACCUGUCUUCUCCUACGAAGAGCUUCAACAAGCAACAAACAAUUUCGACAGCACAAGAGCUUUAGGAGAUGGAGGUUUUGGCACUGUUUACUACGGGAAACUCAAAGAUGGAAGGGAGGUUGCUGUGAAAAGACUAUUUGAGCACAAUUACAGGAGAGUAGAACAGUUUGUGAAUGAAAUUGAAUUACUCGCUCGCUUGCGCCAUAGGAACCUUGUGUCUCUCUAUGGCUGCACUUCCCGUCACAGCCGUGAGCUACUCCUUGUAUAUGAAUACAUUCCAAAUGGAACUGUUGCUAGCCAUCUCCAUGGGGAUUUAGCUAGGGCCGGUUUGCUGACAUGGCCUAUUCGAAUGCAAAUUGCAAUAGAAACUGCUUCUGCGUUGGCUUAUCUACAUGCUUCUGAUAUCAUUCACCGUGAUGUCAAAACCAACAACAUUCUACUUGAUGUUAACUUUUCUGUUAAGCUAGCAGAUUUUGGACUAUCGAGGCUGUUCCCGAACAAUGUCAGCCAUGUUUCGACUGCUCCACAAGGAAGUCCGGGUUACCUCGACCCUGAAUAUUUCCAACUUUAUAAGCUCUCAGUGAAGAGUGAUGUUUAUAGUUUUGGCGUUGUGCUCAUCGAGCUAAUAUCGUCUCUGAAAGCAAUGGAUUCUGCUAGAGAAAAAGAGGAAAUUAACUUGGCGAAUCUGGCGGCUAAGAAGAUAAGAAAAGGUGCAAUUGGGGAGCUGGUUCAUCCAUCACUUGGGUUUGAAUCAGAUAGUGAAGUUAAAAGGAUGGUAAAUUCAGUGGCUGAAUUGGCAUUUCAGUGCGUGCUAGGAAACAUGGAGUUGAGACCUUCCAUGGACCAUGUUUUGCAAGAACUCAAGAAAAUUGAUGGUGGGAAUUUUGAGUUUGAUCACCUAGAGAAAAUACGCGAUUGUGUUGGGUCCUCGCGCUCGGAAGAAAUACAUCCACCAUUAGAUGAAACUUCCAUGAAUAAAAAGCAAGUAUCUUCUUCACCAAAGUCAUUGACUGAGAUAUGGGAAAGUGAAUCUACUACUCCCAAUGUCAGUGGUUAAUCCAUUUUUCUAAGAAUAGUUACCAUUCUUUAUGCUUUGAUAAAUUUAAGAAUAUUUACUAGAGUUUUUUACUCUACAAUGUAGUACUAUCUAGUUAAAGUAAUGAAUGUUGUACAUACCUAAAAGGACUAAAAAGAGAAUAAAUCUCAAACCCAAAGGCUUAAGAAAAUUUGUGCAACA